Acromyrmex echinatior (Panamanian leafcutter ant) is the source of this 3355-nucleotide messenger RNA. RefSeq lists its product as uncharacterized. The record is from RefSeq and is a predicted model, not a curated record. NCBI's taxonomy places the organism in Eukaryota, Metazoa, Arthropoda, Insecta, Hymenoptera, Formicidae. Gene Ontology annotation, cellular component: nucleus. Gene Ontology annotation, biological process: regulation of gene expression.
CGACGCCGUCCGCGAAUGUGUUUCGUGGUCUUUGAACAUAGUUAAUUUUAACUAGAUAAGGUAUUGCGUUGAUGUAUCGCAUGACGAUAUCAUAGAUAAUAUCGUUGAGUAGCCCAACUGCGCGAGAUUUAGCUGAUGUAAUCUGAUCUUGCGCUCCACGCGGUCAAGUUAUCCAUUUGUAGGUUAGGAACGCUACAUUUCGAGCAUAUUCUUUGCACAGGUUAUUACGCGUGGUAUUAUGGAUUUACCCGGGAAUGGAGCAUCGCGCGAUCUCGUUAAAUGUCCUCUAACGUUACCACAGCUCUCCGAGUUGCAUUCAAUGCCGACUGCUGCAGCCGUUGCAAUUGCCGCCAUCGCCGCGGCUGAUAACCGUAGCAUGCAAUCGCAGGAAGUGCAAACCACUGUCCAAGCGGUCACGUCACCGCAAGAGACUUCGACAAGUACACUCAGCAGAUACCUUGCGACACCUUUACCUGGCUGGCAGGAUACUUUGAUUCAAUUAUGCGAGAAGCAAAUGCUUAACCAGUUAAUUAAUGUCCCUAGUUAUAGUCAAAAUACCGUGACAUUCGGUACAGCGAAUAAUUUUCAUCUUAAUAGUCGAUACUUACCUUCCACAUCGCAGGCAGAUACUGUAAAGCAAGGGAUAGAUAUCCAGCCUAAAGAGGAGAAAAAUUCAGACAAGGAAUCUGAAAUUUUAUUAAAGCACCAAACAGCAGCAGCCAUGGCUGAAUAUUUACAGAAAUUACCAUCUGAAUUUUCUCUGCGAGAAGCGUUUGAACUAUGUGCAGAACAAGCAAAAAAAGAGAAGACACAGGAAGAGAAAGUAGAGCACGUGCAGAAUAAUAUUUUAAAUAUACCAAAUAUCAGAAAUAUUUGGCUACAAAAUGGCAAUAAUUUCGCAAACUCGGAUCAAAUGACAAUGACUGUUAAUCCGAGUGAUCUGAAUCUGCAAAAUGAACAAGAAAUUGAAAACAAUUUGCGAAAUGUCUUAAAAGUCGAGCAACAAGUACAAACCGAUUUGCCAAAAAUCGAGAAAAAAACGAAAUUUCGAGCGAAAAUUAGCGAGAUUAAAAUCAGCGUUAACUACGACGGAACUACGCUUUACUGUUGCCCGGAGUGCAAUUUAGGGUUUCCAGACAAGGCGGACAUCGCACAACAUAUACAGGCUCAUCUUCAGGAACGAAAAUACCAAUGCAAAGAAUGUGGUGCCAUGUUGAAAAGAAAGGAGCAUCUUGAUCAGCACAUGCGAGGUCAUUCGAACGAGCGACCUUUUAAAUGUGAUGUAUGCCAGAAGGCGUUUAAGAGAAAUGAACACUUAACAAGACAUACCGUCAUCCAUUCCGGCACUAAGGAUUUUCCAUGCUCCAUGUGCCAGAAAGCAUUUUCGCGCAAGGACCAUUUAAAUAAGCACGUUCAAACGCAUUUUGGCAUUCGUAAGAAUAAAAAGGAGGAUUAUUAUACCGAUCAAAAAGAUACAAGAGUAUUCGAUAACAGUACCGAUAUCGCGGCAACGCCUAAGCAGGAGUGCAAGAGCGUAAACGUGCAUCACGAUUGAUUGGCUUUCGUGGCUUGUGUGUCCAUUGUCUUUCGCCUGCGCCUCUGCGAGCCAUCGGCAUAGAGUUGCCCAAUGGAAUUGAUAGUCGCGGCACGCAUGGUUGCUUCGCGGCCAAAUCGGCUUGGCUUGUCCGAGCGAUUUACGAUAUAGCUCCCCGAUUUUUAUGGCAGGUCAAGGUAUUGCCACAAGCACGUCAUCGCUUCAUCAUAUUGAAAUUCGUAUAGUGCGAAAAUUGAUGAAUUGCAUCUCGUAUUAAUCCAUGUGCAUCGAACGCAAACGAUGAAAUGACUACAUAUAUCCGAUAGCUUUUUUAACGGAUAAAAUCGCAUAUAUCACGUCUUUUCGUAAAAUAUAUAUAUAUCGCGCCAAGCGCGGUACACAUAGGGAGGAAAUAAAAUUUCGAAAAAUGUUUUUGCUUUUGCCUCUGAUAUCAGAAUGCGUGAUUUAUUUAACAAAACGGGCACAUUUGUGGAUAAUAGAAUAUACAUGAGAGUAAAAUAUAUGUGUAUUGUAUAUAUUUAUGUAGUAUAAAUUUACAGUAAGAAAACUUGCCUAAAGGGCAAGUUUUACGCUUAUCAUUGGCGGUUAUGUUACAAUCACGUUCAAAUUAUUUGAAUUCCUUUGUACAAAAUUGCGGACUAAUUAUAUCUGUCUUGAUAAAAAAGCUGAUCUUGUAUUUUCUUUAUAUUUAUAUUUGAACACUCAGAUGUAAGAUAUAAAGGAAGGAAAAGUUAUUUGUCUUUCUAAAAAAAGUCUUUCAAAUUUCUACGAAAUUUGUUUACUCACCAGUUUGCCGACAAUAAAAUCUUUGUGGUUGGAUUUCGCUGUGGCUGGCGAGCAUUAAAAUGUAAAAUAUGAAUCACGCGAUUGUGUGAGACACGACUAAGUAAUGUCUUUGCUUAUACGAGCUCGUUCGAUCAUUACGUAUCGAUUCGGUAAUAUAUAAAAAGUAAGGGAGAUUAUCGAAGAUGAUGGUUUCAAUUAAAGCAAAAAAGAGAGGAGGAAAAAUAGUAGCAGAAUUAAAGUGGAUCGUUAAAAUUUUUACGCGUCUACGUUAGCUUAAUGAAAGGGGCUGAUGCACGAGAGAGAUCAGUAGCACUCGGGAAUAAAUCACGAAAGAUUUAAUAGUUGAGUCGAGUUUUACGAGGCAAAUGACGUUAAUGGAAAGAUAAAAAGGAUUUAUUACACAGACGAGCAAUUACAGUACUUAGUUACUACAAAUGUGCAUAAGAAUAAUUUCGAUCUUUUUCACGAUAAAUUUCCCAAUCAAUCGCAAGUAACUAGAAGCGAAAACUCGGUGAAAAGUUAUCAUAGAUAUAGCAAAUAGUAAGACAAUACAAUCUUUUUAAGGUGCAGAACUGCUUCUUGUUUGCAUACCUUAAAUUGUUUAUUAAUUCAGGAAUUUUAUGCGCGAUAAUCGCGGCAUCGUGCAAUCCUUCUUGAAAUAUUGAAGAUAGUUUAUUAUAUUUCGUAAAUGUACAUAUAGAAAUUAAUUGUAUUAUUUAUAUCAUCAAUCGAGAAAAAAAUCGAUGUUUCAAUGUGGAUUGCACGAUAAAUUAUUGCGAUACAUGAAUUGUAAAUCGCAACUUGUCAUUUAGCAAGUUAAAUUUUGUAAAAUUUCAGAAUUAACAUUAGUUAGAGAGAUAAUCGAAGCGUGUAACAUCUAAUAAGAAAAGUGUUAAAAAGAUGAAAAUUGCAGCUUAAGUUCCUAUAGACAUAGAAUCUAGAGUCGUGGAUUUUCGAAAAUUGACAACAAAUUUUAACAGGAUUUUGUAAUUAUAGAGUGAGAAUAAAUGUAUC